CGUCAUCGCGUAGCAGCGUACUCGGGUUUUGGUUUCCGGGAUUAGUUCCUUCUUUCUCCUCAGGGGUUAGGUCCGAGCGGUAAGUGGUACAUUGGGGUUUGGUGUGUCAAUCGUAGAGACCGUGAUCUUGUGGCCGCUCUGACUGGGGGGGGUCUGAGCCGAAAAUGGCAACUAAUUAUUCCCCCAAAGAUGAUGAUGGUGGUGAGCAGCACAAGAGCAGGAAACCGGACAACACCGCAUUUAAGCAGCAGCGCCUCCCCGCCUGGCAGCCUAUUCUCACCGCCGGCACUGUCUUACCCGCUUUCUUUAUAAUAGGCCUCAUUUUCAUCCCCAUCGGCAUCGGCCUGUUCGUCACCUCCAACAACAUCAAAGAAUUCGAGAUUGAUUACACGGGCAUUGAACCAAAUUCUCCCUGUAAUAGCUGUGCUAUGAAUGGUACAUGGAAUACUACGUGUAUAUGUGAAGUUCAUUUCCAGCUGGAUCAGCCAUUUGAGGGAAACGUUUUCAUGUAUUAUGGAUUGUCAAAUUUCUACCAGAACCACAGACGGUAUGUCAAAUCAAGAGAUGACAGUCAGCUUAAUGGUGAUAAGGCUUCUUUAAAAGAUCCCAGUAAAGAAUGUGAGCCAUAUCGAGUGUCUGAUGGAUUACCUAUUGCCCCUUGUGGAGCUAUUGCAAACAGUCUGUUUAAUGAUACUUUAGUAUUGUACUACAUAGAUAAUGGCACUCGAAGUGAGAUUCCAUUGAUUAAAAAAGGCAUUGCUUGGUGGACAGACAGGAAUGUCAAGUUCAGAAACCCAACUGGGGAUUCCAAUUUAUCAACCAUUUUUAAAGGCACCACAAAACCCGUGAACUGGCCAAAGCCAGUGUAUGAACUUGAUCCAACUGAAAAGGACAACAAUGGAUUCAUCAAUGAAGAUUUCAUUGUGUGGAUGCGUACUGCAGCUUUACCUACCUUUCGCAAGCUGUACCGGCUUAUUGUAAAAAAUGAUUCAUUGACUCCUACAUUGCAACAGGGAAAUUAUACAUUACAUGUUACAUACAAUUAUCCAGUGCGCAGUUUUGACGGGCGAAAAAGAAUGAUCUUGAGCACUAUUUCUUGGAUGGGAGGAAAGAAUCCAUUCCUUGGAAUUGCAUACAUCACUGUCGGUUCCAUCUGCUUCUUUCUGGGAGUUGUACUACUGAUCAUCCACCACAAAUAUGGAAGCCGCAACACCAGCGCUGACAUUCCUAAUUAGUAGCAUCUUUGCAACAGAAUAACUGCAUGUGCGUCCAUCCAAAGUUCUGAUAUAUGAUGAAGCUUUAGGAAAAUCUUAGAAAGCAACUCCCAGUUAUUGUACAUGAAAUGAGGUUUGGCUGUGUCUUUGGUGCAUUGUCAAUUUGUGAUUGAUGUCUGCAAAAACAUGUUGAGAACAUUUUGAUUUGCAAGUGAUGCAGUAUAGUGCAAAGUUGCUUGAUCACAUUGUUUAAAUCACCAACGUUAAUGACUAUAAAUUUUAAAACCUGUGCGCAUAGAUGUUGAUAUUCUUAGACCUAGAAAUUGCUUAAUAUUUCUUGAGCAAUGGUAAAAAUUAAUUGUACAUUUGCUCUUACUUACCAACCAGAAAUUCAGUGAACUGUGCAAGUUCAAAUAAGGACCUAAUGAGAUGCAUGUUAUUUUCUGUACAUAUGGUGAGUAUUUCCCCUUGGUAUUAACAAACUGUGACUAGCUUUAGUGAUUGUUAAGUAAAACACAAUACUGGUCAAAUGCAUAUAUAAUGGUCAAUAUCUCUUAUCUUAAAUUCUUGUAGAUAAUUGUUUUGCCUCUUCCAGUGAAAAUGAAAAAUUGAAAUUAUUUUGCUUUGUGUUUUUGAUCAAUGCAUUCAUAUUCCACCAAUAAAUAACUAAUUAGCUGUUGGAAUUUAGGAGGGGAAAACUGAAAUCAGUAUAAUAGUUCAAUACAACAUAUCGAGAUCAUAACCCUAUUAUGCUAUAAAGUAUCUUCGAAUAAUAUUGAUUUCCAGAAGCUGUAUACCCAAUAUUCUUGUAAUAUCUUUUCUAGACCAACCUGGCCACAGAUGGUGCAACUAAAAGCUAUUUUAGUGGGAUAACAAAAGUCUUCUGUUGCAAAGAAAGUAAAUGGUUAGCUGGUAACCACUGGAGUCCAUCCUGAGUAGUUGCAAUUGUCAUGAUCUAUGUUGUCAAUCAUCCCUUGUUUUUGAGGUCAUUAGCUCCUUUAUUACGAAAUGUUGAGGUAAUUAGUGUUUCCUUUUUAUGGGAGGCAAAUUAGGGGAACAAUGAUGGGGUUAGUAGGUAUGGUGGGGGUGGGGGGCAGGCUGUAAUCUAAACUUUGACAACCAAGUGUAAAUUUUGCCAGUUGUAAUUUUAUUGGAAUGUAAAUGAUAUUAUUGGUAUGAAAAUAAAGGUCUGGCUGUAAAUGGCUCAAUGUUGCUAUGCUUUGUGCUGGAGAAUUUAUUCCAGUGCAGAUCUGGGAGGGGGAGGUUUUGUUUCUUGAGAAAUUAAGCAAAAGCUUCCUUUUUCCAGUUCCACUCUUUGUGAAAUUCUGCUCAGCUGGUUGAAACUAAGAAGUAUUUUCUUUGGUGGCUGAGGAAUGAAUAUUGUGCACUUAAGAAUGCACAGACCAUAGCGUAAAUCGGCCAAGCCACAGUGAGUUAAAAGUAUUGUUCUAGCUACGGUUGGGGGAAAAAAUGUUUGUUAAAUGAAUGUAAUUAAAGUUUAUUUAUCACCA
This is a messenger RNA of Stegostoma tigrinum, 2725 nucleotides long. RefSeq names its product cell cycle control protein 50A-like. NCBI's taxonomy places the organism in Eukaryota, Metazoa, Chordata, Chondrichthyes, Orectolobiformes, Stegostomatidae. Gene Ontology annotation, cellular component: plasma membrane; endoplasmic reticulum; Golgi apparatus. The record is from RefSeq and is a predicted model, not a curated record. Gene Ontology annotation, biological process: phospholipid translocation. The transcript has 7 exons. The coding region runs from base 165 to 1235 and encodes 356 amino acids.